AUGGCGGACGACACAUCGUUGAAAUUAGGGCAAAUAUUUUCCUCUUUUGAAGAGGUCAAAGCUGCGAUCAGUCGCUAUGAAAAGAAGAAUUAUGUCAAUUUGUAUGUAAAUGACUCCAGAACGAUUUCUUCGACAAUUAAAAGAACGCCAAGCAAGGUUAUCAAAGCUGAGUUGCAGUACUCGCACAUCAAUUACGCUUGCGUUGCUGGUGGCAGAACGUUCAAAUCGAAGUCAAAAGGAACAAGGCCGAAUCAAAGGUUAGUUUUUUCUUUAAAAUUCUCAAUGUAAAGUUGUUACCUUUGUCUAAGGAUUUUUGAUCGUUUGUUGAUAGCACGUUUAGAAAGGAUUGCAAUAUGGAAGUGAAGUUGAGAGCAACAAAAGAUGGUAACUUUCUGGAAGUGGCUGUCCUCAAUGAGACCCAUAAUCACGAAUGCGAUGAGGUAUGUUGUGUUUAGAUUUAAUUUGGUUUAUACUGAAAUUUGCUGUUAUUUGUUGUUGAUAAUCCAAUGCAAUUUUCAGCUUUUCAUUGUCAAAUUGUGACAUAGGCCUAGCUCAAUUGCUAGGGUGAAUAGCAAUGUGACUGAAUACAAGUCUUUUAAGCCCCCAAGUCAAUUUGUUCCCAAAUUGAUUUGCCCAAAGUUGAUUCGCCUAAAGCCAUUUUGUGCCCCCAAGUAAUAAGAUGUCAAAGUAGUUUCGUCCCCUGAUAAUCACAGCCCAGGGAAUUGUGUCAUUUCUCUAUUGUAAAAAAAAUAAUUAGCACAUUGGUCACUGCAUCCUGAUAAUAGUAAGUGUGUUAAGACAUCCGAAGGGGGUGGAGUAUGGAUAAAAUUGUUUAUUGCUUUAUUUGAUAAGUUGGUUUUUUUGGGUUGGGGUGGACAACUUUCACAUCUAAUGACUUGGAGGCGGAAUAACUUUGGUAUCGAAUGACUUUGAAUCGACUUGGGGGUGAAAUGACCGGAUACCAUGUGAUCAGCAACAAACAUGACAUUACUGGGUGAUGUGUGUGGGGUAAAAUAAAUAGGCCACCAUGGUCUUAGAUACUGUAGGUAGAGAAGUAUUAUGAGAAAAUUGAAAAAAAAAUUCAAGUCAAAUGCCCCAGGUAAUAGAUCUCUAUUAUUUUAAGGUAUCGUUUAAGCACUUCCCAAAGCAAAGAAGACUAGGUAAUGAAACAUUGAGCGAGACGGACAAAUUGUUGAAGAUGAAGUGCAACAAAAAAGUUUUGCAGAAUCAUUUGCAAACGAUAAGUGGGAAAGUAGUGACGUGUCGUGACAUAUCAAACAUGAAAGCAAAAUUGUCGUCUAGCAAGUCUAAUCGAAAUGACAUUGAAAAGCUUGUGAAGAAGCUUCGGGAGAAUGAAGGUAUGCUUUGAUCUACUGUAGCUUGCCAGCAGGCUCUCAAGGUGAAAUGAGAGCCUGCACUGUUGACAAACAAUUUUGCAAGAGACACACCACUGAAGCACAAUAUUCAUGUGAUAACAAAUUUAUUUUUUCAUGUAUAUUGCUACAUGGGCGUACUGGGCGGGGGGAGGGGGCGGCAGCCCCCCAGUUUGUUGGGCAAACAAAGCCAGUCGGGCAAUAUUCGCUUCAUAGUCAGGCAAUAUUGUGGGAAAUUUUGUGGGAAAUAUGCUAUCUAAUAGGAAUUUUUCGUAAUCACUCACCCCCUCCCCCCCCGGUCAACCCGCUCUUCCAUUGCUCUAUAUGGCUACAGUGUUAUACUGCAUUAGAUCUAGCGUUGGCCCACAAAAAACAAAAUUUGAAAUCAAGUACAUGAACUAUUAAAACAUUAACUUAAAGAUGCCCAGGUUUUUUUUGGCAAGGCAACUUGCCCAAUCGGGCAGGCAAGAUAAAAUGUUCACUUGCCCGUCAUGAUAUCCACUUACCCCAGGCAAGUAUUAAGUUACACCUCUGCAAUUAAUUAAGACUUCUAUAGGCAUUAAGUAUUUUGUGUUGUGUACCCUACAUUGGUAUUAUUAAGUUAAUGAAUUUCUUACAGUAGAUAUGCACCAAUGUUACAUACUGGUACCCUAGAGAAUCUAUGUACAGCUAUAUGUGCUAAACAUAGGCCUGUGAUGGUUUGCACUUUGCAGUACAGCUUUUAUAUAUCUACAGUUAAAUUGCAGGUUAAGAAGUAAGAAUAUCUGUUUGUCUAUUCAGAAUGAGACAGAUGUUAUCUGUUUGUCUGUUCAGAAUGAGGCAGUGUUAUCAAUCAUUCCAUUUGUAUAUAAAAUGAAUGGAAAUGAAUGAUAGAUGGUGAAUAGCAUUGAAGAUUAUUUGAGUGUUGCCGUUUGCACUCAUUCCACAGGGACCAACUCAACAAAAGCCAUGGCAGCCAUGUUAAUUGGUGUUCCAGAAAAAAAGUCUAAUUAACCCAUUGAGUCGCAUUGCACCCUGAUGCACCCUACUUUAGUAUUUUACUCUGUCUAACGCCAGACGAUUUUACUCGUCAAGGGGAGAGCGCUGGCGCUUAAUGGAUUAAAAUUAUUUUGAAUUGGAACACCAACAUGGCGGCUGUGAAGUCAUGUGCAAACAUUCUGUAAUUAAUUAAGAACUUUCUUUUUAGGUGCUACUGCAGAAGUUGUCCUGAAUGAAGAGAACAACCUGUUGGGUAUAUAUUAUCAAGAUAAACCAAUGAAGAUUGCAUAUGAUUCGUUUCCAGAGAUGCUGUUUAUCGAUGCCACAUACAAACUGAACGAACUCAAAAUGCCUCUGUAUAUAAUGCUUGGGGAAGACGGUAACGGAGAAAGCGAGAUCUUCUGCACAUUCAUUGUCUCCAAUGAAGAAAAGCCAACCAUUCAGAAAAUGGUCCAGAUCUUUAAAAAUCAUAAUCCGACAUGGACAGAGACUAAAACAGUCAUGACUGACAAAGACUUUGUUGAAAGACAAGUCUUCAAAGAGGAGUUUCCUAAUGUCCAUUUGUCCAUAUGCCUCUUCCAUUCACAGAGAUCUUUCAGAAGGGAGGUAACAACAGAUAAAAUGGGCAUAACCCCGGAAGAACGGAACCUGUGUUUGGAAAUAUUCCAAAAGAUGUCAUAUGCCAAGAGUGAGAAGAGUACCAAAGCUUGUACGCUGAUUUAGAGAAAGCGAGUGUCCCCAGUGUCUUGGAAUACUUCAAAAGUAACUGGCAUGAAGACCACCGGGAGUGGGUUGAGGGUCUCAAGUCAGCAAACUUGACAUUCCUUAACCGAACUAACAACAGGUAAGUAACUGCCCUUUCCUAGUGGGAGGGAGGGGGGCUUUUGUCCUUUUAGAACCCUUUGGACAAAUCUGGCUAAUGCUUAACAAAAAAAUACUUGUGGUUCCAGUUCCCAACGACCCUAUUUUUUUCAGGGUUUUUUUUUUGCCUAACAGUGACUUUCACUUAGCUAGUAUACUGUAAUGGUUCUUUCCUUGAAGUUAAAAAUCUCUUUAGAUUAGAAUCCCUGAAUCAAAAGAUCAAGACAGUGUGUACCAGGAAUACUGGCCUUGACCAAUUUUACGAGGAACUUUUAGUGGUGUUUCAGUCCAUCAGGACCACACGUGACCACAGGGCAAUAACAUUUUUGCAAAAACGACCUGUUUGUCUGUAUGCUGAAGGUACAGCGGAAGCCCGAUACAUGACACGUUUGACUCCUUAUGCAUUUGGCUAUGUUGUUCAACAGCUACAAUUGGCUACUAAAGUUAAAAACGUGCACAGAAAGGAGUUGGGAAUCACUGAUGAUUUUGAAGUUGAUGCAUCAUCCGGCAAAUUAACUGUUUCAGACUGUCAUUGUGACUGUGCAUUCUUCACAGCAAUGAUGCUCCCUUGCCGGCACAUCUUUGCAGUUCGCAGUAUAUUGAAGAAGGAUGCUUUUGAUUUGUCUAUCUGUGCUACAAGAUGGACAGUGGCUUACUACAAGUCUAAACAUCAUGUCCUCAAGAGCCAGGGACAUGAGUUUAGUUCAACUCCAGAGGAAAUGGCUCCAAUAUGUGUUCAGCAACCGGCAACAAAAAAUAUCAUGUCACAGCAUGAGAAGUACAGGAAAACCUUUGCAACAUGCCAAGCUUUGGCAACAUGUGCAUCAGAAUUUCCUAUUCGAGAAUUCCACCAAAAGAAUGCUAUUUUGGAAAUGAUAUUGGCAGCAUGGAGAAAUGGCGAAGAAAUUGCUGUGCAAAGAGUUGUGCAGGACGACAAUGAGGGUAUGUUGUUGCAUAGUUAAUAGAAUAGAUGGUUUGGAAACUCAUUAGAAUCUCAUUAUCUAUUUUUGGUGUUGCCAAAUCCACUAUUGGUUAGUUGGGCAAAAAUACAAUAGGCAUGUGACCGUGAACGACUAGAUUUAUGAAUAAAGGUUGACUAACAUAAAUAAUGAGUUUCCAAACCAUCUAUUCUAUUACUAUGGUUAUUGUUCCACAGGGUGUUAGCUACAGUACAAUAAAAAAAUAUUUAAACACAGUUUUAAUAGAGCUAUAUUAUAAAUAUUCAAUUACAGUAAUUUCCCCCAAUUUCAGUUAAACAAGGAUUUUUUUAUUUCUGGCUAACAACCGGCUCCACUGCCCUGAAAUUACUCCAACAUUGGUAAAUUCAGAAAAAAAAUGAGAUAAGUCAUUGUAACAUUACUGCUGAUGUUGGUAACCCCAUUGCUGUUCCAAAAACCUGUUGAUAAUAACAAGCCUCAAACACAAAGUAUGUGGUGUUGAGACAGAAGAUCAAUAAUAUCUUCCACAGGCCAGGAUGUUGUUUGCAUAACAAAGUGGCAUCCUGUCUUACUCUUUUUGUCGCCACAUUGAUGGCAAGAUCAACUGGAAUAAUUGUAAACAAGGAAACGACAUCAAAUGAUACCAACACUUGAUCUGCGCUAAGAGUUUUACCUCUCACAAAUUCUGCAAAAUGACAGGAAUUUUUUACAGUGUUUAUGGUACAGUAUUUCCCACCACAGGGGACAAAAUUUUUGCCAAAAAAAAACUUGAAACUCUAUAUGUAGGAGAAUUCACAAAGGACACAAUCGGUUUCAAUGGAAUUUCAGGUUUAUGGAUUUUCGGUAAACCAUAGAAACGAGGAGAUUGUAACAUUGUCUACAUUUUUUCUAGAUAACUAACAAAACCAUACAGAAGAAGUUGUGAUAACCAGUCCAAUAUCUCAUUCAGAAGUAACACAGUCAAGCAUUACUGAAUCACAGCAUCACUCCAACAUUGGUAAAACAAAAACCAUGAGUUCAAUGAGUGGGUGGACAUAUAAUUAAACAGAUUUUUUCCAUUUUUAGAAAACGUAGAAAUCCAACCAGACAAGAGUGUCCCAUUAGCUGAUGUGAAUACAACUCAACCACAAGGUACAGUAGGUUUGCAUCUUUUUCACACAUACAAUGUGCUCCACUUUCACAAAGAAAAGGUCAGCAAGAUAUAUAUGUUGUACUUUUCCAGCAGUUUGUAGUCAGAUCAAAAUCCCUCCUGUUAUGCCCAAACGUGGACGUCCAAAAGGAGCUGACCUGACAGUCAUUGGAAUACCAAGAAAAAGGAAGGAGAAGAAGAGUUCUGGAAAGGAUAAGCCAACACCUUUUAUGAAAAAGCAGGCUACUGAUAAAGAUAAAGGUAAGAGAUUGGGACAAAAAAAACAGUAUUAUAAUAGUAAAAAUAUCUAUGAACUAAACUAGUUUUUAAAUAUUAAUAAUUAUCAUUUUUAUAUGCUUAGUUAUGUUGUCAUGGUUAUUGUCAAAAGAUGAUGUUACUUCAGCAUUGAGUGGUGGUAUUAUCGACGAAACUGCUGUCGAAGUCCGACCAGAAAAG
Molecule: messenger RNA, 5735 nt
Organism: Paramuricea clavata
Lineage: Eukaryota; Metazoa; Cnidaria; Anthozoa; Malacalcyonacea; Plexauridae
Source: the annotation of a GenBank genome assembly